Messenger RNA from Pseudopodoces humilis (Tibetan ground-tit), 865 nucleotides. RefSeq names its product phosphodiesterase 4D (gene PDE4D). Lineage: Eukaryota; Metazoa; Chordata; Aves; Passeriformes; Paridae. The record is from RefSeq and is a predicted model, not a curated record.
CCUCCCAGGGCAAUACAAGACAGAAAAGAAAAGCAGUGUCAUUUCCGAAUAGCACAGUGCUAGAGUAAACUCAGCAUGAAAAAGGAAGGAGUUGCAGCAUGUUAGAAUUCUUCCUCCACAGCCGGGAUUUUUACAUGAGAAGGAUUUGGAGGGUGUUAAAACAGCAGAGGAUUUUAAAAAAAUACUUUGAAAUGGAGUACUUUGAAAAUGAGCUUCUUAAGGACAACUGAUGUCUGACUGCUAGUAAUACUAAAGGAAUUUUUCAAAAUGAGCAUUGUUAUGAAGCCAAGAUCCCGAUCUACCAGCUCCUUAAGGACUGCCGACGCAAUGUGUUUCGAUGUAGACAAUGGUACAUCAUCAGGACGAAGUCCCUUGGACCCCAUGACAAGUCCUGGGUCAGGACUCAUUCUUCAGGCAAAUUUUGUCCACAGUCAACGUAGGGAGUCUUUCCUUUACCGGUCAGACAGUGAUUAUGAUCUGUCUCCAAAGUCCAUGUCCAGGAAUUCCUCCAUUGCCAGUGAUAUACAUGGAGAUGACUUGAUUGUGACACCAUUUGCUCAGGUUCUGGCCAGCCUGCGUACUGUCCGGAAUAACUUUGCUGCAUUAACCAAUUUACAAGACCGGGCACCCAGCAAAAGAUCACCAAUGUGUAGCCAACCAUCUAUUAACAAAGCAACAAUAACAGAGGAGGCCUACCAAAAACUGGCUAGCGAGACCAUGGAGGAGCUGGACUGGUGCCUGGACCAGCUGGAGACCCUGCAGACCAGGCACUCCGUCAGCGAAAUGGCCUCGAACAAGGGAGAGUGCUCGGAUUCCUCUGCAUUUCUGCCCUCUGCUGCUUGCUGAUCUCCUCGGCAGAGGGUGC